Messenger RNA from Schistocerca gregaria, 687 nucleotides. Its product is annotated as 39S ribosomal protein L12, mitochondrial-like. The record is from RefSeq and is a predicted model, not a curated record. Gene Ontology annotation, cellular component: mitochondrial large ribosomal subunit; ribosome. Gene Ontology annotation, biological process: translation; mitochondrial transcription. Gene Ontology annotation, molecular function: structural constituent of ribosome. Lineage: Eukaryota; Metazoa; Arthropoda; Insecta; Orthoptera; Acrididae. Bases 20 to 577 code for a protein of 185 amino acids. The transcript has 4 exons.
UACUGUUAAUUUUGAAGGGAUGCAGAGUGGAAAAAUAUUUUUGCGUGGCACAAUCAGGCACUGGCGAUGCUUUUCAAGACGGAAUGUUAUCUAUCAGGCUUCACAACCUGAAGUACAUGUUGAGGGGAAGAUAGUUCCUCCACAUUCAGAAGGUGCUACAAAACCACUUUCACCAAAAAUUGAGGAACUUGUUACAUCAAUAUCAAGACUUAAUUUACUAGAAGUUGCCGAAUUGAGUGAAGCUCUAAAAAAACGACUAAAUUUACCCGAUGCACCACUUAUGCCUGUUGGGGCAGUUGGUGCAUUUCCUGGAGCUUCACAAGCAGAGGAUGAUGAAUCUAUGGCAGCAAAAACAGUAAAGACAAGUUUUACUGUCAAACUUUUACAGUUUGAUGAAAAACAGAAAGUUGCUCUCAUCAAAGAAGUUAAGAACUUACUUGAAGGAAUGAACUUAGUUCAGGCUAAAAAGUUUGUUGAGAGUGCUCCAGUUGUUGUAAAAGCAGACAUUGCGAAGGAUGAAGCAGACAAAUUGAAAGAAGCUUUAUCAAAAGUAGGGGCUACAUGUGAAAUAAGUUAGGUGUGAAGAACUCUUCCGGAAAUAAUAACUUUCUGUGAAGAGUUUCCUUUUGUGAAAUUUGUGUAGUUUGUGUAAUUGUUAAUAAAGCAUUUUUCUUUUGUACUGUUGAA